Menidia menidia (Atlantic silverside) is the source of this 864-nucleotide messenger RNA. Lineage: Eukaryota; Metazoa; Chordata; Actinopteri; Atheriniformes; Atherinopsidae. The record is from the annotation of a GenBank genome assembly.
AUCAAUCUUGUGUAGAAAAGCUGGGAAUCUUCUCUGAAAGUUGUUACCGGCGCUACAUCUGGCAUUGGUAAGGCUUAUGCAAAUGAGCUUGCACAAAGAGGUCUGGAUGUAGUUUUGAUAGGCAGAUCUGAUUAUAAACUCCGAAUGGUUGCCAAAGAGAUUGAGAGUAAAUCUGGACAAAAGACUCGCACCAUCCAGGUGGACUUUACACAUGGCUGCAGCAUCUACCCUGCUAUAGCCGAGGAACUUCAAGGCCUGGAGAUAGGAAUUCUGGUUAACAAUGUGGGGAUGACCUGUAAUGAUCAUUUUGCUUAUUUUCUGGAAAUCCCAGAUUCUGAACCGACAAUCACUCAUAUGGUCAACUGUAACGUGCUGUCUGUUCCUCAGAUGACCAGACUGGUUCUUCCAGGCAUGCUUGAAAGAGGGACAGGACUGAUCAUCAAUGUCUCAUCUGAGAUGGGUGUCCGUCCACAGCCUUUGUUGGCCCUGUAUUCGGCCACCAAGGCUUUUGUGUCAUACUUCUCCCAGUGCCUGCAUGCUGAGUACAAGUCAAAGGGAAUUACUGUUCAGUGUGUGGCCCCCCUCAUGGUGUCCACCAACAUGACCAGCAACGUGAGAGUCAACUGUUUGGUGAAGAGUGCUUCAGGGUUUGUCCGAGAGGCUAUGAACACCGUGGGCCACACCAGCUACACCAGUGGCUGUUUGUCCCACUCCCUGCAGAGCGUGGCUUUCGCAUUGUUCUUACCGGACUGGCUGCGAACAUCGACAUUCCUCAUCAGAAAAAUGCGAAAUCUUUCAAAUGCAAGACAAUAUGAAAGGAGAGUACAAAAUGGAAAGUGGAUGAUCAGCGCAAAGGAGGAGUAG